AUCUUUUUUUCUGUCAAGAUUUUAACCCCAACCUUAAAAAUGAAACAAACCCUUAAAUCACAACGAAAAUACUUCUGUUGUCACAAUCAUGAGUUAGUCAAUUAUUCAGUUUAUCAAUUCAGCUUUAUUUGUUUAGCACCUUUCACACAGAUUACAAAACUAAACAAGCAAAGAGAAAAAACUGCUAAAACUAUGAUUAAAACUCAAAAACAUUUUUUAAAAAAAGAUUUAACAUGGCCAUAAAAUAUGUUGUGUCCAGGGGAUGGAGGGAGUUUAUUGAAGUCUUCUUGGGCUCACAUGGGAAAUCAUUUAAAAUAUAAACUUGAUAUUCAGUCUAAGGAAACUGCAGAGCGACAGAAGAACCAACAGUAUCUCCUGUUUUCUCCUUUAGUGAGUCGACUCUUCUUGUGCUUUCAGACCAAAGAACUACAGACUCUUCACAACCUGCUCAAACUCUUGGUACAGGACCUCACCACACGGGUCAAGAAGGUGGUGAGCAUCCUUUAAGGCUUCCAGGCUGGCUGCUGCUUGAUAGACUGCUGGAAGUGAACAGCAGGAUCCAGGGAUUGUGUCUCCUCACUGGACUGUGAGAGCAAACCUCACCCCCUCCUCACCUCCAGCUUCUGUCCAACUUUUUACUGAAGACAGUGACAACAAUGUGACCAGUGGACUCGGCCAGAACCAUGUGACCUGCUAUUAUGGAUCUCAGAAUCAGCAUACAUUGAAUCAACAUUCAUCCAGUCACAAUGGUCCCACUUCUGUUUUUGGUGGCAACCACAACAACACCCAAUUCCACUGGCAACGGCACCCAUACACAAGAAGAUGCUACAUCCCCCAGCCACCACAUCCUCCCCACUGUGCUGGUUCUGUCCCUGCUGCUGCUCAUCAUCGCACUGCUAGCCUGGUACUUCCUCAGGUUAAAAAACCAGAGAAAACCAGUCGUCACGACAGUUGACAAGAAGAUACCAAAUGGCAUCCUGGAAGAACAAGAGCUUGGAUACAGUACUGAGUCCUUAUACACCAUUGUACCACCAGAGCAACAGACGGUGGUCCUUCUGCCCAGAUCCCCUUCAGCCUCCAAGACCUACUUCCCCAUCCCAGUCGACCACCUGGAGGAGGAGUACAGGCUCCGCUCGGCCGAUGAUGGCAAGCUCUUCAGGGAGGAGUACAACUCCUUGCCGGGAGGUAAUGCCCACGGGACGUACGAGGAGGCCAACAAGGAUGAAAACAAGGAGAAGAACAGAUACCCCAACAUCCUUCCCUAUGAUCAUUCCAGAGUGGUGUUGACUCAGCUGGAUGGAAAUCCCUGUUCAGACUAUGUGAAUGCUUCUUACAUUGACGGUUACACAGAAAAGAACAAAUUCAUAGCAGCACAAGGUCCCAAAGAAGACACCGUAGCAGAUUUCUGGAGGAUGAUAUGGGAGCAGAAAGUAUCAACUGUUGUCAUGCUGACAAAUCUGAAAGAAAGAAAAGAAGACAAGUGUUACCAGUACUGGCCGGAUCAGGGCUGUUGGACGUAUGGGAAUGUGAGGGUGGCAGUCGAAGACUUCACUGUCCUGGUGGACUACACCAUACGCAAGUUCUGUGUACAAUAUCAAGCCAGUGAUGCUGCUAAGACUCCCCGUCUCAUCACCCAGCUCCACUUCACCAGCUGGCCUGACUUUGGAGUCCCUUUCUCCCCCAUCGGCAUGCUCAAGUUCCUCAAAAAGGUCAAGGCAGUGAAUCCAACUUUUGCUGGGCCAAUCGUGGUCCACUGCAGCGCAGGUGUUGGGAGGACGGGAACCUUCAUUGUAAUAGACGCCAUGAUUGACAUGAUGCACGCAGAGCAGAAAGUUGAUGUGUUUGGCUUCGUCUCCAAGAUACGAGAACAGCGCUCACAGCUCAUCCAGACAGAUAUGCAGUACUCAUUCAUCUACCAGGCCCUGCUUGAAUACUACCUCUAUGGAGACACGGAGCUGGAUGUGUCGUCCCUGGAAGGACAUCUGCACAAACUGCACAACACCUUUGCUAACGGUGAUCGGGUUGGCCUGGAGGAGGAAUUUAAGAAACUGACCAACAUGCGAAUAAUGAAGGAGAACAUGAGAACAGGGAACCUGCCUGCCAACAUGAAGAAGAACAGGGUCCUGCAAAUUAUUCCAUAUGACUUCAACCGAGUUAUUCUCUCCAUGAGAAGAGGUCAAGAGUUCACAGAUUACAUCAAUGCAUCUUUUAUAGAUGGAUACAGACAGAAGGACUACUUCAUUGCCACACAGGGACCUCUGCCACACACAGUGGAGGAUUUCUGGAGAAUGGUGUGGGAGUGGAAAUGUCACUCCAUUGUCAUGCUCACUGAGCUCCAGGAGAGGGAGCAGGACAAAUGCUGCCAGUACUGGCCCACAGAGGACUCAGUCACCUAUGGAGAUUACACAGUAGAGCUGAAAGGAGACACUUUGUGUGAAACCUUUAGUCUACGAGACUUGGUACUCACCUUUGUCCCGGAGAAGCAGACGAGGGUGAUCAGGCACUUCCACUUCCACGGCUGGCCGGAGAUCGGCAUCCCCGCCGAGGGAAAAGGCAUGAUCGACAUCAUCGCCUCAGUGCAAAGACAGCAGCAGCAGUCUGGGAACCAUCCCAUCGUCGUACACUGCAGUGCUGGUGCAGGGCGAACAGGUACGUUCAUUGCACUGAGCAAUAUCUUGGAGCGAGUCAAAGCAGAAGGGCUGCUGGACGUGUUCCAAACUGUGAAGAGUUUACGUAUGCAGAGGCCUCAUAUGGUCCAAACUGUGGAACAAUAUGACUUCUGCUACAGGGUGGUACAAGACUUUGUCGACAUUUUCUCAGACUAUGCCAAUUUUAAAUGACGAGAUUUGCCUUAAACACGGUUUUUAUUGUUGUUUUCUAAAGCAGGUUUUUCAGUUUUAUGUGUUUCCUUAACUUGGUCAAAUGAUCUUCUAUUUUGCUAUGCACUUGUCCUACCAUUAACUCAAGCUCCUUUCUCGCUGUAAUAUACGGUAUGUCAGUGGAUGAAAACUGUAAAUGGAAAAAAGGCUAGAUUAAUAAUGUAUAUUUCACAACAUGUAUGAUAAUUACUUGGUCAUGAAGUGUUGUUUCAAAGUUGGUCUCUGAUUUCAGUUUUGUUGUAUAAUAUUGUACUUUAAAUGUUUAUCUAAGUGUUAUUUUGAACUGACCACAUAAUAUUUUUAAAAGUUGUAGUUAUUGUAAAUGUAUUUAUGUAUUGACAAUGACAUUCCUCUCUUGUGUUUGGAGAACGUGACGGGAAUGUUAAGAUUCGUUUUGGUUUAUUUUGUUGUUGUUAAUUGUAAACAUACAUUCUUUCAUUUAUUGAUGACUUCUGAGAUUAGAAGCGAUAUUGAAACUAUUUUUCAUUGUCUUCAAGCUACAUGCCCAUCACCAAUGUGAUACUCUUUCCAAUGGAAAUAUUGUCAGAAAAAAAGAAUGAAUCAUUUCAGCCAUAUUUGCAGAUACCAUAAAGUUAUGCAACAAAGGCUGAGAUGAUGAUGAUGAUAAUGGGGUUAAUUUAUCAAUAAGGAUUUAGGCAGAAGUUUCACGGUUAGACGUAUCACAGAGUCAUGAAGGACCAUUAAACUGCUUUUGUACCUCAAAAAGUGGUGUGCAAAUGCAUUUAACAUGGAUGUACUACAGUCUGCCUUUUGUCUGUAGACAGCAAAAAGUAUUUUGCUAAAAUGACUGCACAUUAAAAAGCACAUAACUAAGCCUUUUGCCAAGAACCUGUAAUACUGAAGAGUAUGUUUAUUGCUUUAUUUGUAUCAUAGAUUAGAAAUUUUUCACAAAUUAGUGCCAUAUGUACUUUUUUAAGACGCAAAAUAGAAGAACAAUGAUAAGGUGAAGGCAGAGUCAAGAAACAUGAUCCUGAGAAAUGUUAAGUGUGAUCACCAAAUGCAGUAGAGUCAGUGCGAUUUUGCAAUGCACAGUUAACACACAGGAAAGUAAUAAAAGCAUAAUAUUAGUCCUGUAAUGGCAAAAACCACAAUACACAAAUGUGGUGCUUCAGUGCCUGCUUAACCCCAGAGAAACAAAAAAUAAAAACACCACUUAUUAUCAAUGUUCAGUUCCACUAUGUUGUAGAAUAUGGUUUGUUUUACCACAGUGGUAAAAAAAAAAGAAGAGGAACCAGAAUGUUUCAAAUAAAGACAUCUAGUGGUAGCUUCAUUCUUUGGAAAGUAUCUGAAUGUUAAGCAGCUUUUCUGUGCAUUUCUUCUGAGGUAGUAACUCUGACCCAUCUGGUACUCCAGCGUUAAUUAAUUUUGUUGAUGCUGUAUGUAAAUACUACAUGACAAAGUGCUAACAUUGUGGAAGUCGCUGAGCAGCAAAGAACUGUCAAGUGAUUCAUCAUAUUUUGUGCGUUACAUGUAUCUGUCUGUGGGAGAUGCAGCACAAGAAGAAACAGACCUAACAAAACAAGCCGAGUCUAUUUUCCCAUGACUCCUUUUCUGUCCAUGCCGUCCUCACUGAGAAUAUCGAAGAGAGUCUGUUCAAACUGCAGCUCUUUGCUCUCUCUGGGGGGUCUAUCCCUUUUUUGGACUUUCAGUGUCUUUGAAAUGCAAGUUGCAAUAUUAAAUUCAUCCAAAAAUGAAAA
Messenger RNA from Amphiprion ocellaris (clown anemonefish), 4597 nucleotides. RefSeq names its product protein tyrosine phosphatase receptor type Ea (gene ptprea). NCBI's taxonomy places the organism in Eukaryota, Metazoa, Chordata, Actinopteri, Pomacentridae. Gene Ontology annotation, molecular function: protein tyrosine phosphatase activity. The transcript has 22 exons. The record is from RefSeq and is a predicted model, not a curated record. Gene Ontology annotation, biological process: protein dephosphorylation. Bases 747 to 2840 code for a protein of 697 amino acids.